UUAAGCUUGUGGUCACGCUGCACAUGUAUUGUGGCGAUACAAACCCAAAUUUUUUUUAGCGUUGCUUAGCUAUUCAAUUAAAAAAAUGUCAUACUUACUUACUGAAAUUGCCUUAGAAAUGUUAGGCUAUAAAUUUUACGAUACGAAUGGAGAUUUUCAUUUAACGAACUUCCAGCAUUCAAUGACUGCUGUAAAAAGCGAUUUACAUUCUGAUGAACCAUCCUUAAUGGAUUUUAUUCACCAGACAUCGAAUACCGAAUCCGAAUCGAGUAUAAUAUGUGGACAAAGCAAAGAUACGUAUGAACCGUCUUCUCUAGAUCCGUCAACUAAGUCGUUGAUAUCAGUUGACUUACGGAGAGCACCUGCUAGAGCGUUGGCAAAGAUGAUGAAGCAUGAAAGUGGCAAAAUCUUCAAUGAUUUUACAAAAAGGAAUUCCAGAAAAUUCAGUAAUUCUGGUACUUCUGAAGCAAUAUCUAAUAUGACGGCAGUUCCAGCGACCAAGUCUCGUACUUCAGCCAAUGCAUUGUCUAACAUUAGACUACGAAAUCACAACUAUUCGAGGCCAAAUAUCACAACGCCUGGAAGCAUCUUUGCAGAAAAGCGUAACUUCAAACAAAGAAAUAUUUCACAGACAUUGCUGUUCAGUGGAAAAAAUAAAAUUAUAGAGGACGCUAAUGGAAUGAAGAAGUUUCGAUUAAUUUUGGAAGAACGCCUGCGUCGAAUUGAUUCUCGUCCAUAUGCAACAUACAAAAGAACAUUUGGAUUAGAAUAGUUGAAUAAA
Molecule: messenger RNA, 781 nt
Organism: Drosophila albomicans
Lineage: Eukaryota; Metazoa; Arthropoda; Insecta; Diptera; Drosophilidae
Source: RefSeq, a predicted model, not a curated record